This is a messenger RNA of Anopheles moucheti, 1289 nucleotides long. RefSeq names its product elongator complex protein 5 (gene Elp5). The transcript has 3 exons. NCBI's taxonomy places the organism in Eukaryota, Metazoa, Arthropoda, Insecta, Diptera, Culicidae. Gene Ontology annotation, cellular component: cytosol; elongator holoenzyme complex; nucleus. Bases 134 to 886 code for a protein of 250 amino acids. Gene Ontology annotation, molecular function: tRNA binding. Gene Ontology annotation, biological process: tRNA wobble uridine modification. The record is from RefSeq and is a predicted model, not a curated record.
UUUACAUACAAACAGCUGUCAAACUACCACGGGCUGAAUGGAGAAAAACAAGGCAAAUAUCGUGUUCGUCUCCUGCAAACUCAAGAAAUAAGUGAUAUUUUAAUAACAAACAAGUGCCUCAACCAUUACCAACAUGUCGGUAACGAUUGCCCGGCGUAGCAACAGUACACAGUAUAAUCGAGCGGAAUUGCUUAGCUCUAGGGCUUUACCUCAACAAAAAAUCAUCGUCAUAACCGAUAAAAUCGGAUUUGAACCCAACGCUAGCACGGUGAUAAGCAGUUGGCUGAAGGAACAGUAUGGCGAUAAUGCCUGUCCGGCUGAGCUAGUACAGCAUCUGAACGGGUCGUCUAAAUUCCAGUUAAUCAUCCUAUCCAACGUAGAGCGACGAUGUGAACCUAGCCAAAUAUUCAAAUAUAUCGCACAGUGUAAGCAAAAUUCCACCAUCGAGCACGUUUUCGUGUGGAUCGUGGAGAAAAAGCUGCAGGAAACGUUUCUUUUGCCCUACGUUGAGCAUAUGGCCGAUACGGUGAUCACAUUCGAGGAUAGGACACAUUUGUCCCUGCUGAUAAAGAAACCCACCGGAGGAGUUACCAACAAGUACUACGAGUUCGAUACACUGAAAGAAUCGUUCACUAUCCUUGAGACAAAGCGAUCCGCCUCAAGUAAACAGAACUCCGGAGCGAUGGAAGUGGAUCCUCCACCGAAUCCUGCCACACUAGGCACAUUCAAAAUUGACUUAAAAGACGAAGAGGUGGCUGCAAAGAACGCUCUAACGUUACCAUUUGAAUUCUUCAAAACUCUCCCGGAAGGCGGUAAAAUUCUUUAUCAUCCCGAUGCCCAAGACGACCUCGACGAGGAGGACCCCGAUGAUGAUUUGUUGAUAUAAAGUGUGUGAAAUACAUCCAUCCCAGGCUAAGGACAGGUAGAACGAGACGUUUUUUUUGUUUUUAAUCGAUCUUUUAUUCACGCGUAGUAUCUGCACGGGAUAAUUUGGUAGUUUGAUACGUCCUAAACAGGCUGUUCCGACAGCGACAUUUGAAAAUGAGCUAAAUUACUAACUAGAGAUACCAAUUUCCUUUAAUUGAACAUCACCAAGUAGCUACCUUCGUUCCGCGGAUUCACAUCGUUCAGUUGGCAGUUUGGACUGUUUAUGAACACGUAUUCUGUAUCGUUUUUCUGUUUCUUUUUGUCGUAUCAAGAAUUUCAUCUUUUCUCCUUCUGCACGUGGUGCACGUAAAAGCAAUUGACUGAUUUUAAAAAGCAUGCUGGACAGGGCAGAACACUUGCGU